Messenger RNA from Cylindrotheca closterium, 493 nucleotides. NCBI's taxonomy places the organism in Eukaryota, Bacillariophyta, Bacillariophyceae, Bacillariales, Bacillariaceae. The record is from the annotation of a GenBank genome assembly.
AUGUUGAAAAUUCACAUGGAAGUGAGUAAAACUCCGGGAGUGAACCUCUACCAAGGAAAAGACCAACCUAGAAAAGACCAACCUAAUAAAGGUAAAGGAAAAGGAAAAGGAAAGGGAAAACCAAAGGAUGGAAAGAAGGCAGCAUGUUAUGUAUGUGGCAACGAAGAUCAUAUGUCUCCCAAAUGCCCAGACAGAUUGCUACCAAAGACCCAAUGGAAGAAUCAGGAUCAAUAUGUUGACUAUGGGAAGAAGCUCAAUCUUAAUCAGAUUGGAGCAACAGUCCCAGCUACUGAUCCAGCCAUAGUUCCUGGAGCUUCAGCAUCUACAAGUGGAGGAUCAAGUGUUGCGGGAAGCGUUAACACACCCUUGCGACUUGCUGGUACUACAGGUAAUCAAAUGAUGCAAGUUCCUUCUGGAAUGCAGCUCAUGCAGAUUCCAACUCAAGGUGGCGGCACUGUUACUGUCCCUUAUUCUAUGAAUGCUAACGGUGAGA